Messenger RNA from Betta splendens (Siamese fighting fish), 6269 nucleotides. It is a transcript of the gene znf507, whose product is annotated as zinc finger protein 507. The transcript has 7 exons. NCBI's taxonomy places the organism in Eukaryota, Metazoa, Chordata, Actinopteri, Anabantiformes, Osphronemidae. Gene Ontology annotation, biological process: regulation of gene expression. Gene Ontology annotation, cellular component: nucleus. The record is from RefSeq and is a predicted model, not a curated record. The coding region runs from base 143 to 3331 and encodes 1062 amino acids.
CUGAGCGUCACGUGACCGAUUUUCCAUCCUCGCCAUUUUGCAAUGUGGGUGAGAGACAUGGGCCACUUUUUAUGGCUAACGAAUAAAACAAACUGUUUUAUGUGCUGAGGACAAAGUGCGUCGCGGCCUCCGGGUGUCGGUCAUGGAGAUCAGUGAUGGAACGGUACUCAUGACACACCCCUCCACCGCCCCCUCCUCUUCCUCUGCUAGGGCAACACAACAAGGUUCCAGCCCAACACAGCGGGGGGUAAAGGAAGACGCGUCCCAAAGUCGUCAACAAAAACAACCUUCUGAUUCUCUCAUCCAGGUCAUUGAGAAGCUCAGUAAGAUCGUGGACAAACGGCCCCAGCGACGCUGCAUCUCAGCGGGACAGAAAAGGGCGCUGUCAAAAACGGCAGCGGAAGGAGUUGAGGAGAGAAGGAGGGAGAGCAGAGGAGGCUCUCCUUAUAAGAAAAUUAAAAGGAACUGUAAGGGGCUAGAGAACAUAGAGGAGGUAAGAUUGGAUCUUUCUCCUCCUGUGUCAGGUGACAGUAACAACAACAGCAUACCUUCCACGGUCACAGAGGUCGCCAGAGAUGCCUACACACACGACCACAAGCGGACAGUGACAUGUUACCAGUGCAGCCUGUGCCCGUAUCUCUCCCAGACACUGUCCUUACUGAAAGAGCACCUGACGCAGCACAAUGAGCAGCCCAGCGACUUCAUCCUCAUGUGCUCUGAAUGUCACUUUACCUCCAAAGACCAGGGUCAGCUGGAGGAACAUGUCAGGCAACAUUUCGAGAGCAGAGAAGGCCUAAAGGCAAGUUCCAUCCCUUGUGACGCAUACAGCAAGGAGAAGGAAGACGCUUUAAGUAGGAAAGAUAGGAAUUGGACAGGAAGCGGCGCCAGUGUGGGAACCAGUAUAUUUCAAAACUCCGCAGACAGCUCCAAGGAGCUACCACAGAAGAAGAAAUGGUAUACCUAUGAAGAGUAUGGUUUGUACCGCUGCCUGAUCUGCAGCUAUGUGUGCGGUCAGCAGCGAAUGCUCAAGACCCACGCCUGGAAGCACGCUGGCCUGGUGGAUUGCUCCUACCCCAUUUUUGAGGAUGAAGGUGAGGCUCCAGCUAAGAAAGAAGCACAGGCUGCAGCAAACUCUGUCGCAGCCAGAGAAGAAAUAGUCCUUCUUUCACCCGUCGUUCAAAAUAAGAGCCUGCAACCUCUCCCUGCUAACUUCAAACUCCAGCUCUGUGUUCCAUUAGCUGUUGACGGUAAACAGAAUGUGUUGAAUGAGCCAGUUUCUACUCUCAGUGAAACUCCAAAAACAAAAGAGGAGGACAGUGUCUACCAAAUUAAAGAGGAGCCAGUGGUGGAGGUGCAGGUGAUGACAGAGGCCGUAAACGAGGUUGAAAUUGAGAAUCACCAGGACGACAGCUUAUUGUCAUCAGCUCAGAAGAUUAUUAACAGCAGUCCCAACAGUGCCGGUCACAUCAACGUGAUUGUAGAACGGCUUCCCUCUGCUGAAGACACAGUCAUGGCAACUAACCCACUUCUCCUCAGCCCAGACGUGGACAGGGGCAAGAGCUUAUUGGAUGCAGAAGAGGAAGGGCGGCCCCGUGUGGGAGCUGUAAAGGCCGAGGGCCUCGAUUGCAGUGCAGGUAGUACUACUGACGGCCAGCCUUUAGGAGCUGAUAACAAAUCCUCUGGUUGUCUAAAUAGCAGCUUUCCAAGGGAUGAGAACAUUCCCCCAGCUGGCCGCAAAAGGACUCAUUCUGAGUCUCUCCGCUUGCAUUCACUGGCUGCUGAGGCCUUGGUAGCCAUGCCUAUGAGGACUGCCGAGCUUCCCUGCACCGAAGUAAACCGGAAGACCAUUUCAGCCCAAACCCAGAGCCCAAGCGUGGGCCAGAAACAUGCAGCAGCUAAGGAGAAGGCAGCUGACAUAGGGCCAGCAGCAACUGUGUUGGACUUGAAGCUUCAUAGCCCAGGGGAGGGAGAUGAAGAGUGUCCUACCGCUAAAGCUGGCAUCAGCCUGUCGCUGCUCACUGUCAUUGAAAAACUCCGAGAGCGCUCAGACCAGAAUACCUCUGAUGAGGACAUCCUAAAGGAGCUCCAGGAUAACGCUCAGUUCCAAAAUGGAGCCGUGACCGAGGUGGUCACAGGGAACGGGGCUGGGAGCUACGUGUGUAGCAUCCCAGAUGAUGGGGCGCUACACACUGACGGAGGCCUAAUCGACUACAUACCCGGCAGCGAGAGGCCGUACCAGUGCCGCCUGUGUCGCUACAGCAGUGGCAAUAAGGGCUACAUCAAACAGCACCUCCGCGUUCAUAGACAGAGGGAGCCGUAUCAGUGUCCUAUCUGUGAGCACAUAGCUUCAGACAGCAAGGACCUGGAGAGCCAUAUGAUCCACCACUGCAAAGCCAGGAUGUACCAGUGCAAGCAAUGCCAGGUUGCCUUUCACUACAAGAGCCAAUUGAGGAAUCAUGAAAGGGAACAUCAUAGCUGCAGCAGUGACACAGAAGCUCUCACAGGUGUUACGGAAAGCACCGCCACAGUGGAGGAUGCUGAGAGGGAUACAGACGCAGGAUGUGGUCUGCAGAAGGCGUAUAAAUGUGAUGUAUGUGACUACACCAGCUCCACAUACGUAGGGGUCAGAAACCACCGGCGCAUUCACAACUCUGACAAGCCGUAUCGGUGUUGCAGCUGUGACUUCGCCACCACCAAUAUGAACAGUUUAAAGAGCCACAUGAGGAGGCACCCCCAGGAGCACCAGGCUGUGCAGCUGCUAGAGCAGUACAGGUGUUCCCUGUGUGGCUAUGUGUGCAGUCAUCCUCCAUCGCUCAAAUCCCACAUGUGGAAGCAUGCUGGAGACCAGAACUACAACUAUGAGCAAGUUAACCAAGCCAUUAAUGAGGCCAUAUCCCAGAGCAGCCGAGCUCCUCACAAGUUGUCUGCUCUGCUGGAGACGGUGUCAGAGCGACCAAAGGACAUCAAAAAAGGCCCAGUGGAACCGACGACAGCAGCAGCUGACCCGCCUGUGGAAUCGUUAGCAGACCUCCCCACGACCUCUACAGAGCCCUCACAGUGGCCCAGUGGGUCAUCGAGCCCUGAGAGGAAGGACCCGGUCCAGCUGCCUCCUCAGUCCCUCAGCCAGGCCCCUGUCCCGGGUCCCAGCAUGGAGUACUGCGUUCUCUUGUUCUGCUGCUGCAUCUGUGGCUUCGAGUCGACCAACAAAGAGCGACUCAUGGAGCACAUGAAGGAGCACGAAGGGGACAUCAUCAGCAUCAUCCUCAACAAGGAGCAGCAGCAGCAGCAGCAGCACACGGAAGCCCAGCCAGGCCUCCAAACAUCAGAGUGAGAUUUACCCCGUACUUCAGCACUGAGCCUGUGCUUUUACAAUGAUCCACUGCCCUCAAAAAAAAAAAAAUUCACUUUCUCUCUUUACCUCAAGGUGGUGGAUUAUCAAGCUAUAACCAUUUCACACAUACUGCUUCCUAUAGUAGGAAUUGUCAUUUCUCAAAAUGUUCUCUGGCAGGCUCGGUUGUUGUGUUAGGCUGCAGUGACUACUGUCCAGCACUGACACCGUGACUGGGUGAGACGUGAAACAUUUCAAAUCCUUUUAAAGGAAUUUUGAACAAUGUGCUUCUGUGUUGAAGAGUGACUUUGAAUAUAAGGGACAAACCUGAGCUCUUACCCAAGUUAGAUCAUUUCUUUUUUUCAGUAUAUAGGGACUAGCUUGUACCUCACUGAACCACACGAAUCCUCAGCAUAAACAUUAGAUUCAGACGUUCACUAUAAGGCAGCUUCUGUUUUGCUACUGUCAAAUUAAAUGUCCAGCCUGGUCAAGGAGGUACACGUGUACAACUCACCAUUGCCUAAAAGUAAGCUUGAGUAUAAUUUCAUAUUUAUCAUUUAAAUUGUUUGCAUGUUUCCGUUAUUCUAUUUUGAAGAGAUAAACAUUUAUUUACUUUUUUUGUUUGUUUGUUUGUUUUGCAUUGAAACAUGAGGAGGAAGUUGUCAUAGGAUGACGUAGAAAUCGGUUGGCAAUGGUGGCGACAGAGGCAUUGGUUCAGCGCAUGUUGAGAUGAAAUCAAAAGGGAAGUUCACAUAGAGCUGUUUUAUUUAAUUAAAUGGUGCCUACGUUUGUGAAAUCAGUGUUGUAUCGACACAUCCGAUUCACUUGUGAUCAUGGUGCUAGUAUCACUUUAAUACUUGUCACUAAAAGUAUAGUGUUUUUUUUCAUAGCCUUUGAUUUAUGUUGUGUAUAUAAUUACACUUUCAUAACUAUUACUCUAUUUUCGUUUGUUUGUUUGUAGUUUUCAGCGCUUUUAAAAUACAAACUUCCUUCUGUCGAUGGACGUGCCUGAAACAGGAAGUCGUUUGGAUGGUGACUUUUCUAGGCAUAGCGGUAUAGCUCCCUGCUCCCAUGUCCUCUUACACUAUAUUUCCUCCAGCUCUGCUAAGAAACCCCUCAAUUUAGCACAACAUGGUGAUGAACAGAAACUGUAAUUAUCAAACACUUCAUGUUUACUGUGAUUGGUCGCAUCACAGUGUGGAGGCUCUUCUUCAUAAAUGCAAGGAUCCAAUAAUGCAUGGUAUAGAAAUACUAAUCACCACAGAGGAACAACCAAAAUAUCAGUCUCACUUUAAUUAACUAACUGCCCAUGUAACAGUGCCAGUCCUUCUAGACGCACAAAAAGAGCUGACGGUUGCACGUUGACGACUACAAAACAAGCAAGAGUUCUGCUGCGGUCAGUCUGAACCGGUAACUGAGCUCUCAGCCGUCUCACUUGUUGCGCCACACCAUACUAUUUCAUCAGUAUGCCGCCCCACUGCCUAUGUCGACACAGACAGAAGCUGAGGAAAUUAAGAUAAAAUGUAAUAUCCAUAAUUCAUGCCCCACCCCCCCGACAUCACACACACACACACACACACACACACACACUCAAACCCAGUGCCUCGUCCAGCUUGCGCAACAUCUUAAAAUUGUGUGCACGUGCGUGUGUGACAGAGCAGAUAAAGCAAAAUUAAAUCUCUAUCGCUAAGACCUCUUACCUGGCCUGGUAUUCUCAUUAUCAUAGCAGAUAAUUAUUGUCUGGCUCCUGAUUUACAAUCCUGUGCAGCAGAAUUAAAGAAGCAUGUGACAGGCAUGCAUUUAAAUGAGGAGUAGGAAUUUACCAUUAGACAUCUACCUUCAGCCCCUGGAUUCAGUCAACACUGCUCCUAGCUACUAGCCUCAUACAUUUGAUUGUAUGAAGAGUUGAAGCUAAUUUUAAGCAAAGACAUUUUCAUGAGCCAAAUCUGCAAUAGCUACGACUUCCAUUGAGCAAAAGGCUAAAGUUAUUGCAGGUUGUGGCCUUCAGUCCUACAUUGUGAACACAGACUUUUCAAGCAUAUUUUUGGUUUCCUUUAUUUAUUUUAGUAAUGGUUUAAAUAAUGGAGGGGACCAGUGGUUUUAGGUGUGAGGAAUAUUUUCUUCAUUCUUUCUAUAUACUGUAUGGGUCCUUUUUUAAAAUUUCAGGGUCUCAUUUAUUGCAUCUUUUGCUUCAUAAUGCGUCUAGAUCCCAGAAAGACCAGCUCAGACUCUUUUAGGAUUUAGUACAGUGUAAUUAGAAAGGUCUAUGAAAUAAUUUCUGUGGAAUAAUUGACAGGUAUGCAAAUUGCCUACACUAUGUGUUAAAGUGCACCGCCAUAACAUAAGAGGUUCUGGCUAGUGAAGUGCCUCUAUUGGCUUAACUGCUAAGGAAUAAAGUGCGGCAGUAACCUGAGUUAGUUUAACUAACUAGUUAGUUUACACCACAGCUACAUAACCUUUAUUUAGCUUUUCUUUUAAGACAUUCUAGCAGAUAGUGCAUUCUUUCUUGGUGUUGAGAUCGGAGCUAAAAUAGCCUUUUCCUACAUUUCACCUAGCGAUGAACUAAAACACAUGGUACUGUAUUGUAUGUAUACAAGUGUACAUAUUGAGAAUGAGUACUGCAGAACCUUAUAACUGACAUUUUUUUAAAAGAUGAAGUAUAUAUUUUUAAUGAACAAGUAGAAAUGACAAACAUAAAAAAAGUUGGAAUUUGAUCUGAUAUAAACAUAGCAGAAUAGUUGUGUGCAUUUAAACCAAAGGAGACUGGGAGGGUUUAACUUGUUAACUCACUCGGUUUUGUGAUAAUAGUUCAACAAGGAUUAGACUCAGACAGCAGGGUGAGGCUCGACUCGUUUAUUUAUUUUUAGAAUGUCAUAAACCGUAUUAUGUAUUAUGUCACUACUUUGCUAUUGUAUUUUUUGGUAAUAAAGACUAAAAUGAC